Melampsora larici-populina 98AG31 is the source of this 1995-nucleotide messenger RNA. RefSeq lists its product as uncharacterized. NCBI's taxonomy places the organism in Eukaryota, Fungi, Basidiomycota, Pucciniomycetes, Pucciniales, Melampsoraceae. The transcript is spliced from 3 exons. The coding region runs from base 1 to 1995 and encodes 664 amino acids. The record is from RefSeq and is a predicted model, not a curated record.
AUGGACGAAGCAGUAAGAUUGGCAGCGGAGAGAGCGGCGCAGCUCACGAUCACCCGGUCUAAGUCAGUCGCCCUUGGACAACCGCCAGGCCCCCCUCUAGGGACUCCAAGGCGAGGCAACAAUAGGAAGAACCUCGAGACGAUCGACGAGACAGGAGACGUCGACGGCACCCCGCUAGAUCCAAACCAAGAGGACGGUACCGGGGAAACCCUAGAGGACACCCACCUAGAUGGCACACAGCUGUUGAACGGCUCACUUCUAGAUUCCGAAUCAGACGACGGAAUUUCUUGGCAUCCACCAGUCGACAAGGGGCAGGAACGGGCCUCCACAAUCACAAGCCCUACACCAUCACAGUCGCCGUCUAGUCCGACAAGCCGGUAUAAACACCUAGAUCCUGUUCUGAGGGUGGCAGACUAUCACGAUCCGAUUAGCGUAGACCUCCAUAUCCAUAGGAGACGCAGUAACGGAGAAUCUGACUGUACCAAAUUUCGAUCAUCCCCCCAUCGUGCAACAGAUUGCCCAGCGGACCCGAACACAAGGGUGAUCCAGCUAUACAACGAGGGCAGAUACGCAGAAGGCGCCACCUUACUGAAAUACCUGAUGGAGACGACGUCCGAUAGAGCCUCGACUAGGACGAGCAGACCCCCAGUGGCAGGAGGCAGUGGACUCCGUCAAGCGGCACCGGUAGCCAGCGGCAGCGGCCUCCCACAUGCACGGCCCUACGCUCUGAUUGCAGAUCUACCGUCAAGCUCGGAUGAAGGCGACAUGGAGCCCUUGGCAAAACGGACCCACACCAAUCGACGGGAGGCCCCACAAGCUCGACAGGCGGCAAUCCUACGACCGGCCACCCAAGUCGUCGACCAGAGACCAACGUUGCCAAGGGUCCCCCCUACACCCGUCGUACCCAGGCAACUAGCCGGAGAUCCCUACCAUUCUCGGCCAUCGAACGCGAUCCCACACGUACUCGACGCGCCGUCACACCCCCUGUCAGACAAAGAAGAGGCGGAGCUCGUGAAAUCCCUGAUGACCUCAAAAAAAGGCCGCCUGGUGCUUCGAAACGGUGAUGUGGUGGAAAACGGCCGGUUGCUGGUAGCGGACACUACGGAGGAAAUGGACAAAACACUCACCCUCCUGUCACCAGUUCUAUCUCACUGGCUAAAGACCUUCAAGUCGUACAUCCCCUUGACGGUGUUCAACAAAUACUUCUUGGUUGAGGACCAAAUCGAAUGGGGGCGCAGGAAAGCCCCAACGGAGUCCCGUAUCGACGAUGGCUCGGCAUCUUUAAGAUUCGAGGAGUGGAUAGACAGCAUUGCUUUAUUUAUAAAGUACGUCGCAGAGGCAGGGUGGCCCACCCUGGCAAGUCGCUUUGAGGGUCACAGGUCGGUAGUUAUCGACCUGCGAGAGAACUACGGGUGGAUGAUUGCCCUGCGUUACUGUAGAAGAGUCCGGCAAGGAGUGAUGCGCGAAACGACCGACAAUCGCAUCAAAAACUUUAGCAAACUACAAUCGGCGAUUUUCGAGGAAGCUAGACUCACAGCAGACGCCAAUCAAGAGAGGGCAUACCGCACCAACCCUUACGCACCGGGAGGCCCCCUCACUCACAUCAACCCGCUAACCAACCAACCGCGUGCCUCGGCCACAUCCUCCUCAACCCUGACAAAGAAGACGCCGACCUUGGGUAUUACCGCUAGAAGCGCAAAAGCAGACUACCCAAGACCGACAGGAGAGACAUGGAUACCCUCCAGCGAGUGGAAAUUGAUGUCAGACUCAGAGAGGAAAGCUGCGACAAACCGACGUUACGGUGGAUCCGCCAAGAGACGUACAGGCGAGAGUUACGGGAGCCGUGAACGAGGAGACAGAGAUCGAGACUACGAUCGCGGUUAUGACCGUAAUUAUAGGGAGAGGGAAGACAGGUCGAAGUACCGUUGUCAGAGCCGCUCGAGAAGCCGUAGCCCGAGGGGCAGAAGAGGGAAAGGGAAGGGUCGCAUCGUGUAA